UUAGCCACAAUGCCUUGGAGAAAGAGAGCUCGGGACACCAAUGAACAGGACAACAAUGGAGAAUCUACGGGGAAUCCGACCGGAGAGGCUUCAGGGUAUGAGAAUUUCAGGAACCAGAGGAUCAAAGAGAACAUGGAGAGAAUGCAGAAACUGGGGAUUCCCGACCUCUCUCAGAAGCUCAAAUCCAAAACUGCCCCUCCCAAGCCUACUCCAAAAAACCCUACUCAAAGAAAAACCCAGAACCCAUUGCCCCUUCCCGACUCCCCAAGGCGCUCUUCAAGGUUGAAGAGUUUGACUCCUGUUAGCUAUUCGGAAAUCCGUGAUAAAAAGAAGAGGAACUCCUCGGAGAAUAAUGAGAUUCACAUACGGGAAGGUUCUGAGCCAGAAAUUUACUCAGAAGAACAUGAUAAGCUUCUGGGAGAUUGUAAGGAAAAUUGGACAUUGUUUGUGGAUGGAUAUGGCGAGGAUGGGAAGCGCAUAUAUGAUCCGGUCAAGGGAAAAACAUGCCAUCAAUGCAGACAGAAAACGCUUGGUCAGCAUACCCAUUGCAUCAAAUGCAACUUGGUCCAAGGGCAGUUUUGUGGGGAUUGCUUAUACAUGAGAUAUGGAGAGAAUGUGAUAGAAGCCAAUCAAAAUCCCAAUUGGAUUUGCCCUGUUUGUCGAGGAAUUUGCAACUGCAGUCUUUGCCGUCAGGGAAAAGGGUGGAUGCCCACUGGUUCCCUCUACAGGAAGGUUUUAAGACUGGGCUUCAAGUCUGUGGCACACUAUCUCAUUCAGAGCCGUCGCUCUCAAACCAACUUGGAAGACUCAGGUAAUGAAACAUUGGCUUCUCCAGAGGGAUCGCAGCUUUCUGAACUUCUUGACACAGACAAGAGCCCUGAUGGAGGACUCUCAAAGCCUCAACCUGAAGAUUAUAUAUUUGACAAUUGUGACAAAGAUGAUGGUGUUGAUGAAAAUGAUGAGUUGAAGAAAAAGCAAGAGGGCAUCUCUGAUUGACUCGAGGUUUACAUGAAGCCUAAACUUUCCACCAAACUGCUUUUGAAUCCAUUGCUUGAAGAUUGAGAAACUGGUGCAGUUUGAGACAAAUGUACCCUCCUUUUGAUAAAAUUUUGUGCAGUUGUAUACAUAGCACAAGAAAUAUAUAAAAUUUUGUUAAGUGCUGAUUUUGCCAAGGAAUGAUUCCCUUAAAUGGGUCUUCUCCUCUGCAUCCUUGGCAGUAUCGGUGAGUUUUUGUUGUGGGGAAGUUGCAUUACAUUUUAUUUUCUAGUGCCAAAAACAUUUUACCAUGUUAUCAGAUGUCUUCGACAUUAAUAUCCAUCUCAAUUAA
Molecule: messenger RNA, 1327 nt
Organism: Corylus avellana
Lineage: Eukaryota; Viridiplantae; Streptophyta; Magnoliopsida; Fagales; Betulaceae
Biological process (GO): regulation of DNA-templated transcription
Cellular component (GO): nucleus
Source: RefSeq, a predicted model, not a curated record